CACCGGGGGACUUGUGCAUGGUUUUAGGUCAUUUUAUUACACAGUCCCAGCAGUGACCGUUAAUUUAUGAAUUUUAUGUUAGCUAAGUAGCUGUGAACACUCGCGGCGUUAAGCAUAGCGGGCUAACAUAGCUAACCAUCUUCGAAUAUAGCCAACCAACCUACUUUUAGCCAACUGUUAGCAGGUGCUAGGUGCCGUAGUACCCUACGAACUGUGUUUUGUUUAUUAACGUUAGCUAGCUAGUAUGUGCGUUACGUUACAAAUAUAGUCUAUCUGCGCGGAAUCGUUUACUAGCUAGCUUUCUAGUCAGCCAAAACUAAAAAUGUGUUUGUCGUCACAAAAAGUUCGUUAGUCCAUCUAGGUCAAAGGUGAUAGCUAACUACAGCAAACAUACUGAUUUUUAAAAGAUAGCUGGCAAGUACCUGAUUAGAAAAGAUAGAAAUGUUGCGCGAACCAACUGGUCAGAUACUUCACAUGUCAAAUUGCACACAGUUCUUUGUUUUUUGAAGCCGUGCCGUGACGCGCCUCGCUUGACAGUCAGACCUGUUAUUAUGAAAAGCUACGCGGCGCUGCACUGUGUGUAGCGUGGAGAAGUUGGACAUGCCCGGGCAUAUCCGCCACAUGAACAGUGAGUGUGUCGCCGCGUCUCCGCCGCUAGGUAACAGAAUGGCGAUGGAUAACAGUUUGAGCAGUUCCCAAAUGAACGCUGUGGACAGUGAGAAACUAGUAAGACCCAAAGUGGAACUGCAGACUCUGUUGCAGCAUGCUGGUGCCAGCAAGGACAUUUUCACCCUGAAGGAGGUCAUGUUUUACCUGGGGCAGUACAUCAUGAGCAAGCAGCUCUACGACAAGAAGCAGCAGCACAUCGUCCACUGUGCCAACGACGCCCUGGGAGCUGUGCUGGGGGUGGACAGCUUCUCCGUCAAAGAGCCUCGAAUCCUGUAUGCUAUGAUCUCCAAAAACUUGACUGCUGUCAAAAACCAAGAUUCCCAGUCCGCUUUUACAGAACCCAGGAGUCAGAGUGAGCCUGAUCGAGGGCCUGAGGAAACGGACUUGGACUCACACUCUUCUACCUCAGGACGGAGAAGGAGGAGGUGCAGUGACCCUGCUGGCUGCUCCACAGAGGAGGACGCGAGCGAGCGCAGGAAGAGGCACAAGUCGGACAGCUUCUCCCUGACCUUCGACGACAGCCUGUCCUGGUGUGUGAUCGGCGGGCUGAGGCGGGACCGGGGGAGCAGCGAGUCUUCGGACUCGAGGAGCGAUGCUGAAGUAGGUGUUUCUGGUUGCGAGGACUCAGACGAGAGCCUGAGUCAGGACUCUGACUGUGACAACUUCAGUGUGGAGUUUGAGGUGGAGUCCAUCGACUCGGACGACUACAGCGAGCAUGACGAGGCGUCGGUGGCGUCGGGCGAGGAACAGUUGUACGAGGUCACCAUCUUUGAGGCGGAGGAUGAAGACUCCUUUGACGAAGACACAGAGAUCUCAGAAGCAGACUACUGGAAAUGCUCCAAAUGUGAGGAGCUGAACCCCCCUCUCCCGCGUCACUGCAACCGCUGCUGGACUCUGCGGCAGGACUGGCUCCCGGAGACCAGCCCCAAAGCCCUGCCCCCGAAACCCCCCACCGCUGGCGGCGACGCCGAGGAGGGGCUGGACGUCCCGGACGGUAAGCGGGCCCGCUCCCCGCCGGCCGCCGGAGAGCACAAGGAGGACUCGGCGUGCGAGUCCCAGGAGCCCAGCUCCCAGCCCUCCACCUCGGGGGUCAGCAGCGCCCCCUCCAGCCAGGACGAGGUCCCCGAGCUGGAGCGCUUCAACAGCCUGGAGGCCUGCCUCCCCGCCAGCUGCCUGGAGCCCUGCGUCAUCUGCCAGAGCCGGCCCAAGAACGGCUGCAUCGUGCACGGCCGCACCGGCCACCUCAUGGCCUGCUACACCUGCGCCAAGAAGCUCAAGAACCGCAACAAACUCUGCCCCGUCUGCCGGGAGCCCAUACAGUCCGUGGUGCUCACCUACCUGAGCUAAGCUUUCCCCUCCCGACAUGAAGACACUCUCCGACAUGGAGCGCAUGUGCUCACAGUUCCUUCAGUUCAGUUCACCUGUUGUUUUUCUAUGGACACAAUAAAAAAAAGAGUUUAAUUGUAUUUAACAAACGAGGUAUCUCUGUUCCCAUAUGCUAGAGAGUGCAAAUGCUCCAUCUUUUAGACAGGUCAUAUAUUUUGUAGGGCACAAUGUGGUUGUGGACCAAUAGUUAUGUUGGUUGCCAGCAAUAUUGCCUGUCUUGCGUGUAUUUAGUUUGUAUUUUAGAGUUGAAUUCUUGUAAUACCUAAUACUUAACCUUUUGAGUGCAAUACAUACUUUAAAUUCAAAUGCUUAACCUCUAUCCUUGAACAUCCUACUAAAAAUAUUGAAGAUAAAUGUUUUUCAUUAGAAGUUGAAGGGAUUUUUGUUCAGGACAGUGCCACAUUCCCCAAAGUAAAGGGCAAUGGUGUUUUAGCAUUAAGACAAAAAGGGCUAAGAACUGUACGUCUGUACAUACCAGAGCACUCACCUUUUUGCGUAGUCACUGAUUAUAAUUAUUAUUUAUUUAUUAUUUGUGUAGUUUUCCUUGACUCACAGUACAGCUAGAAUGAUCAAAAGGUAGCCGUUCUCACAGGGUUAAUAAUGCCCUUCUCCGGCUGCUGCAGCUGAUGGCGGCUUGACAUCGGCCUUUGUUGUGUUGUUGGGCGCUCGCAGAAUGGCGCGUUACCAGGGACCUCGUUAUUAAAACUCAGGAAACAUGCCCCAACCUGUCUGCCACCGAGACCACCUGACUUGGCUCCCUCACAUCCCCAAACCCCCUUAAGCUGCUUGCACUGUUCCUCUUCCUGGAGCUCGGAGCUCUGUAUGACCAAGAGGCCAAGGUUUAUUUUUCUUUCUGUUAGGGAGAUGAAGGAUAGAGGCUUUACUUUCUCUUAAAAAGAUAGAAACAGAAAGAAAAACAUUGAACGUGAUGUGGUUUCAUUUUUGCUCUAUUUGAUUGUCUGGGGUACUGUGGCAUUUUCUCUUUUUAAGAGUUGUUUGCAGUGGUGUGGUUAAUUUUGGGAUACUCUCUCGUGAGGGCGGAGUUGUAUCUGUCUUUUGUGUAAGCACAUGUUUUCAGUGUCCAAGGUAACUAGCUCAUCUCUGCCUAUACAACUCGUGUUGCAGCUUCAGAAGCUACAGGCGCACCUCAGUAACUUACGUACAGCCCUGUCUUUAGAGAUAGCAAGGGUGUUUGAAUAACUGGGUAACAUGGAAAAUGUAUAAUUCAUUACCUAUCGGGUACUACUUGGCCUGCAUUCACAUGCUAAUGUUAAAGUCGUCGUGUUGGCGAUACAGAAUCCAGGAAGUGCUGCAUGAGCACAAUAGAAAAAUGUUGCUACGUUGCUUUGAGCACCCUCACCUGGUCACAUGGCAUGAACAACAAAAUGUCCUGCCAGUUUGCCUUCGUCCACUGUUUUCAUUGUGAAUUUGAGAAGCUCAUAACGAGCAUCUUCUUAUGGGAGGCGGCAUGUUAAUUUUGUUCAUGCUUGGCAAGAAGCAGCUGUGCUGUUUGUGUGAAUGCAGUCUUAGACAGGAUUAACUACAGCAGUGGUUCCCGACCUCAGUCCUGGUGUACCCCUGUGUGCUGGUUUUCAUUCCCACCACAAUUGCAAUACCAGAAUUUUAACAAAUUGUUCAUUUUUCUUAAUUAGGUGCUUAUGUUUAGAUGGAUUAUUAAGCCACUUAAGCCACAUCAUGUCAAAAAUAGCCAUAAACAAUAAAGUUACCAUGUUCAUAUUGUGCUUAUUGUGCUUUAUUGCAAACAAUUACAUAGAAGAGGUAACAAACUUUUUGGACCAAUUGAAAGAAUGAGAUUAAUCAAUAGACCCCUGAACAUGUAGCGGAACGCUUAAUUUCCUGAAAUUUAUUGACACGAUGCAGGUUCGGCUCGUUAUCAUUUGCUUUGUCUUUGAACUCUUCAUUAUCUUCCAGAUGGUUCGUUUUAGUGGCCAGGUGUCCACACUUUGACCAUUUAGAAGCCUUUUGACACACCUCAGUCUUUAAUUUGAUCCAUUAAAAAUAAUUGACCUUUUAAUGUAAUUGUUUGCAAUAAGCACAAUAAGCACAGUGUGAACGUGGGAAUUAGGCAAGUCCACUCUUGAUAUCUUAUUUAUAUAAUAUAUUUAUUAUCUGCACUUUCCGGCCAAUUUUUCUAGCUUAACUAGUCCUACAGUUUUUGCACUACAUUCAAAAUGUUUACACCAAAAUGUAGCAAGUUUUUGUGAGCAAUUUUUGGUCACUCCAUAGAGCAGUGGUCUCCAACCCUGGUCCUGGAGAGCUACAGGGUCUGCUGGUUUUUGUUUUCACCUUAAAAGCAGCUCCCAAUUGAGACCCAAGACACCAUGUAAGUUGAGUUAACUGUGUAAUCAACUGCUCUAAUUGAUUUAUGAAGUGCAGAGUCACUAUGAAAACCAGCAGACCCUGUUAGCUCUCCAGGACCAGGGUUGGAGACCACUGCCAUAGAGGGUCACUCAUGGACGUUUAUUGGGACAUUAUUAGGAUGCAUGCACAGGUGGUCACUCACUCACUCAUGGAUGUUUAGUAGGACGCACUUCCAGUGGCAUGAGAUUUUUAAGCACAUCUUUAUCGCCUAACGUUACUUUAGCUAACCCUAACAUGUUAGCGUAUCGCCUACUUUAGUUAAUCUAGUUAGCGCGUACGGAUACUAUCCUGCACGCAUGAGUAGGAGCUACGGACACACAGCUACAACCCGCGUACGGAUGCUGUCCUGCAAGCAUGAGUAGGAGCUAAUGACACACAGCUACAACCACCGAUACAGAUGUAUGGACAAACGGAUGCUACAACCACUGCCACAGAUGUAUGAACACACAGAGGACAACAAAUAACAUUACAGAGGUGAGGACAUGCCAUAGCUAGCUAGCUAUAUAGUUAGCCAAGUUUUACUCAUGACACUUAGGAUAUGACUAAUCCCUGGAACAUAAUCACUACUUACUGAUCCCCGGCUGUAUAUGUAACGCUACGGUGCGCCGUAGGUCUGGAUGUUUUCGUGCUGCUUCUGAGCUAUGCGCCCUCAUUGAAAUGCAUUGAGACAUGAGGACAGUGCCAGUUAGAAUUUGAAGCAAGCCCACACAACUCCUUCAGGAAUUGUAACCUUUCUAGUUCUUCAUGGAGUGCUUAGCUAUUUCUGACAUAAUGUGGUUGAAGAGAGUAAAUAAUCCCUCUAAACACAAAAAGCACCUAAUUAAGAAAAAUUUACAACUUGUUAUAAUUGCAUUUGUGGUUGGAAAGAAAACCAGCAUACACAGGGGUACUCCAGGACUGAGAUUGGGACCCACUGAACUACAGGAUAGCUGUGACAUGUAGGGAAUGUUUACACAAAUUGUAGGCUGCAUGUUCAUAUUGGUAAAUUCUGCAAAGUGAAUUCUUCAGAUGCCUUACUCUGAUAACUUUUGUGAAUGUGAUGUAAAAAAAAUUAUAUUUUGUAUUUAAAUUCAGACAUUGCUGAUUUUUUUGCAUCUCAGCAGUUUUUCAGUUAUGUCUUGUAUUGAUCUGUGUAUGUACAGUCAUUGUACGUUUGUAAUUUAAUUUGCCUUUGUGGUGGCCUGAUUCGGUCAGUGAAAAUAUUUCACAUCAAAUAAUAAUCAAAGGCUUUUGUUCUGCAUUGAUUUAACCUUACAAUGUUUGUAACAUUAAGGCUCCUCUGUGUUCUUGUAGUGUGCCUAUUUAUGUUUAAGAUAUAUAUGUAUAUAUUAUUUGUUUACUUGUAUCUAUGUAUUGUAUAUUUAUGUUCUCAGUUAUGUUUCUUCAACACACAUUAACAUGCAGUGUCUAUAGUUCCUAAAUACAGGUUGUAAAGCAUUCACCUUAGAAUAAAAAAGGCACCUAUUUAUAAAAUGAUUCAUACACAGUAUUUUCAAACCCUUUUGAAGUUACUCAUUGCAGUAACAGAUGUAAACCAUUUUAGUUGCCUAAUAUUAUGGCCGGUCAAGAUUUUCUCUCUGCAUUCAAGAAUGUAUGUUCCAGGUGGAAUUCCAGAAUGUUUCAUUUGUCAAAAGUACCACAUUUAGCAGCUGAUGAUAUAGGGAUAUAUGUUCUUUGUCUUAAUGGAACUGGACAAGUCACUUCUGAAAGGUACAGGUUUUCACCUGCUGUAAAUGGCAUACAGUAUGCUGCUGGUGAACAUGUGAAUUUCUAGUCUUACUUUGGAAGACAUGUUUAUAUACUACUGUAUGGAACACAACAAGACCCCCUAUCUACAAUUUGUUUGGAAUGUUCCAUUUAUCUUAGUCGUAAUUUCUCUUUUUGGUCAUGUUUUCUGUUUCGUCAUGUCUGGUUUUGGACUUGGAAAUAAAGUGCCAUUUUAUUGUUGCUACAA
Molecule: messenger RNA, 6391 nt
Organism: Anguilla rostrata (American eel)
Lineage: Eukaryota; Metazoa; Chordata; Actinopteri; Anguilliformes; Anguillidae
Gene: mdm2
Product: MDM2 proto-oncogene
Exons: 11
Coding region: 601-2016 (471 amino acids)
Biological process (GO): regulation of gene expression; cell cycle; regulation of cell cycle
Cellular component (GO): nucleus
Molecular function (GO): ubiquitin protein ligase activity; identical protein binding
Source: RefSeq, a predicted model, not a curated record